Messenger RNA from Dendrobium catenatum, 1179 nucleotides. Its product is annotated as NAD(P)H-quinone oxidoreductase subunit S, chloroplastic. NCBI's taxonomy places the organism in Eukaryota, Viridiplantae, Streptophyta, Magnoliopsida, Asparagales, Orchidaceae. Bases 140 to 865 code for a protein of 241 amino acids. The transcript is spliced from 2 exons. Gene Ontology annotation, biological process: photosynthetic electron transport chain. The record is from RefSeq and is a predicted model, not a curated record.
GAUUUCUUCGUUGUUAUCCUUAAUUCAAUGUCGUGGAUGAAUAUCAUACUUCUCACACCACAGAAUCCUAGGUUGCCAAUAACCGGCAGAAGAGCUCUCCGGCUCUCUGCGCUCUUGGAGAGAUUACCUUGAAAACGCCAUGGCUGCUUCUUCAAUUCCACUCCAAUUCGACGCCAUCCGAAACCCUCUACUUCAAAAUAGCAGCCUCCUCCUUCGCAAAGCCCCAUUAAUCCUCCAUAUUUCUCCCAGAAACACCUCCGGUAGCAGCACUGUGAUGACCCCUUCCGCCAAGUUCAAUCUCUACGAGAUGAUGGGUGGACGAGGUCUCUGCAACGGCGAACAGGGCCUUGGAAAGGAACUCGAGAGGCCGAUCAUCGUAGAACCAGAAACCGUACCUCCCACUCAAGCUGCCGCCAUCGAUCCAUCUCUGCCUUCAUCCUCCAUAAUUGGUGGAGAAGAGGGCUUCGAGAAAGAACUUCUGGGCCUCACCGGUGGUUUCCCCGGUGGCGAGAGGGGCCUUCAAAGUUUUUUAGAGAAGAAUCCGCCUACCAUUAAGAAGAGAGGCGGUGGAGAGGAACUUUUAGGAGCCCCGCUUCCUGGUUCGGGGCCCAAGCCGCCUGAGCUUCCGCUGCUUAUGCCGGGGAUGAUUGUGAUUGUGAAGAACCCGGCAAACCCCUUCUACAUGUACAGUGGUAUCGUGCAGAGGGUCACAGACGGGAAGGCCGGAGUCCUCUUUGAAGGUGAGAAUUGGGAUAAGCUUCUCACUUUCAAGCUACAUGAGCUCGAGAGGAGAGAGAAAGGGCCACCCAUGGUUAAUCCCAAGUCUGCCAUUCACGAGGCCCUUGUUGACACCAAGCCUGAGUGAGAGAGACAUCGACUGAGAAAAAGCUCCAAAAACUAUCUGCUCUGUCUGCUUCUUCAAUCUUAAUCUUGCGGGCUAAGAAUUUACAUGCGACGAUAUUCAUUAUCUGAAGAAAUAUAUUGUGAAAAUCAGAUUGCUGGAAAUAAAAGGGGAAUGUCUCAGCUCCCAGCAUAUUACUUGCUGAAGUGCAUGUUGUGCUUCUGCUUUCAUUAAACAUUGUGCUUCAUUCCUGAGGUUUGAUUAUUUUGCAUGUAAUGGGAAUGCACUUUCAAAAUGUAAAUUCAUAGGGAUUCUUUCCUUGUUUCCUUUGCGGGUCA